Caenorhabditis elegans is the source of this 1360-nucleotide messenger RNA. It is a transcript of the gene Y44A6C.2, whose product is annotated as F-box associated domain-containing protein. Bases 96 to 1160 code for a protein of 354 amino acids. The transcript has 3 exons. The record is from RefSeq and is marked reviewed. Lineage: Eukaryota; Metazoa; Nematoda; Chromadorea; Rhabditida; Rhabditidae.
AUUACUCAUUCAUUGUCUUCUAGUGUCUGCUAGUUAGUCACUACAUUCCUAGGCUCUUUUUUUUUCCAAAAAUCUAUAUUUGCGAAAAAAAAGAUAUGUCUGCUACUUUCAAUCUCUGUAAUCUGCCAUAUCUUCCAAUGAAGAAUGCACUCCAAAACAUGUCCAUCCUGGAUCUCACAAAAAUCUCCAAGGAUUCCACGAAACUUCAAAACUUCGUCAAAUUCGAGAGAGUGAAAACCGGAGGACUCGACGUGUACAUGUCCGAAUACUCUUGGAACACGAAAGAAGCGGGAACCAUGUCGAUUUGUGAUGUCAGCGAAAAUACAAGUCUCGACUACAGAUCAAACCAUCAGCAAUUGCUGAAGUCCUGGAUCUCAUCCACGGAGAAGAUCGCCCAACUUUUUCCAACGACUCUGAGAACAUUCCAAGUGACACCACCAAUGAUCGCAGCGAUUCUGGAUUUGGAGACAGCAAUUCCAAAAACAUGUGACGUACUCAUAAUUCAAAAUUAUGUGCCAGCGGAAAUGGACAGGUAUCAAGAGUCGGUGGAUCAGUUCAUGGAGAAGUGUCAUAUUCGGGAAGGAGUCGUGUUGCACCAUGAAGUGUAUACGAAUAGUCCAAAAAUGUUCCAACUCGACUAUCUGUCAGUGACCCACUCCGAUUGGAUGGUACCAUCGGAUCUCGAGGAAAUGGAGAACAAGAUCGUCUAUCUCGACAAAAGCGAUUUCUACGACUCGGAUAUGAACCAAUUCCUGCGAGAACUCAAAAGCGGAUCAUCUCACAGUCGACUCCAGAUUCUAUCGAUCCAAGGCAACUCGUGGCAAAACUACUGGGAUCCAUCGGAUGUGCUGGAGGGCCUUAACGCCGAGCUAUGGAACCAAACGGAGAGAAAUCAGCAUUACUUUCUUAAUGCCGAGCAUCGAAAGAAUUUCAAAAAGAUCGCGGAUCACUUCUAUCCAGAUCAAGAGGACGGUUUUGGAGCAGAACUGGAGCACGGCGUCGACUUAUCAGAAGCUUUCGAUUUUCUCAAGAACGAUGGUACUCGGGUCAGCGUACGAUUUGAUGAGUUGAUUCUUCAAGUUUUCGUGUGGCCCAACGAGAAACCAUCAAGAAAGCGAAAAGCUCAGGAACAAGGAUCGAUUGCCAAAAGGUUUUGCUAAUAUUUAUUUUCUGUUUCAACUGUAAAAAUUUUCGUCUUUUGUAACUUUGAUUUUCGUGUUUUAUCUGUACUUUUUUACUAAUACUAAUGUAAUACCAAAUUUUUAAGUUUCCCGUAUUAUAUUACUUAAUUCUAAUUUUAAUUAUAAUAUUGUUUAGUUUUUUUCAUUUAAUUUUGAAUACUAAUAAAUUUUGGAAUUUU